AUGAGCGACCGAUUAACCCAUCAGGAUAUCCAAACUGUUCCAAGCGGUGUAGGGUCGAGUGCACCAUCAGGACCACCGGUUGAUUUAUUUUCGUAUUUCGGAAUAAUCUGUGAGAACAGUAUCUGGUACGCGACGAAGUAUCCGUUCGGAAUUGAAUAUUUUGCCAAUAAUAAUAAAGCUAAAUACUUUGGGGGUCCAGAAGAGUUCAAUGGGAAGAAAUCGAAAAUAGUUCGGUAUGCGUGGUAA
Caenorhabditis remanei is the source of this 246-nucleotide messenger RNA. RefSeq lists its product as uncharacterized. The record is from RefSeq and is a predicted model, not a curated record. Bases 1 to 246 code for a protein of 81 amino acids. The transcript has a single exon. Lineage: Eukaryota; Metazoa; Nematoda; Chromadorea; Rhabditida; Rhabditidae.